Molecule: messenger RNA, 10461 nt
Organism: Frieseomelitta varia
Lineage: Eukaryota; Metazoa; Arthropoda; Insecta; Hymenoptera; Apidae
Gene: Blimp-1
Product: PR domain zinc finger protein 1
Exons: 8
Coding region: 2437-5340 (967 amino acids)
Biological process (GO): cell fate commitment; regulation of transcription by RNA polymerase II
Cellular component (GO): nucleus; cytoplasm
Molecular function (GO): RNA polymerase II cis-regulatory region sequence-specific DNA binding; DNA-binding transcription repressor activity, RNA polymerase II-specific; histone deacetylase binding
Source: RefSeq, a predicted model, not a curated record
UGGCAACGGGUCGAUCGAAAGCGCAGCGCAGAGAAAUGCACCACCUCUGCUCUGGUCUGGCAGCUUUGCUGGCACACACCACCGCGUCUGUGUUCGCCAGAAAGGGAGAGAAAGAGAGGAGGACGGCGAGAGAGAGGGAGAGAGUGAGAGAGGGAUAGCGAGCGACCAAUACCGACGCAGAGGGAGGACGAGCCAAGCCGACUCGCGUUGGGCUAGGUCAGGUCUACCCGAGUUCCACACACUGCUCUGCGUGUGCCAUCCAAAGAGAGACCCGAAGGCGGAGACCACCCUCGAAAAAAGGGUUGAAACGCGAAAUUACGGGAACCGUGCUCGUCGGCCGCGGAACAGUGUUGCUUCUUUUUUUUUUUCUUUCGGCGAUAUCACUUUUUGUUUGGUCACGUAAAACCCAAAGCGAAUCGAUCGCGUUCCAGUAGCACCGGUUAUAUGCCUGUCAAGCGAUCGGCACCGUAAGCGCGGCGUGUUCUCGCUUCGCGUUCGCUGUUCCAACCACCGAGAGAUCAUUCUGUCAUUGACAGCGAGGGUAGAAAGAUCCCCGGAUCGUCGUGUGUCGGUGCAUCCUCACGAGUUUCACUCGCGACACGAUCGAGUUCGUUUUGCUUUCCAGUUCUCUCUCAAGUCGUCGAUCCGUGUUCGCAGUUGUUCAACCUGAGAAAGUAACAACGGGGGUGGAGGGGGUGCGAGACAGAAGGAGGUGAAGUGCGUCGAAGUGGUUCGCGUGUGUGCCUUCGAGGGGGAAAAAGAAAAAAAAAGGAGAAAAAGGAGAAAACGGUGUGUGUUUCCCGGGUUCGUAGUUUUUCCCUUCGACUCGACGACGAGGGAACCAAGCGACGACGAUCAACGCGAAUAAACACGCAGAUAGGAGCGGAUCGGAGGAGGAAACGGAAAGGGCCGUUUGGUGUCGCGUCGAAAUUCUCGAAAAAGGAUAGCCGUUGUUGAUAAACAAAAGUGAAGGAAGAGUGUCAGUGGUUGACUACCCGGGUGCAACGACAGCGCCGAUACAAAUUUCCUUUUCUCGAUGUCCUGAUAAUCGAUAAACGUCGUAUAGGUGGUAGAGGACCACCUAGGCCGCCGGUAGCGAUCGGCCUUAUCGACGUCGAAAUUUCGUUUUGCCGAGGGACAUUCUUAAAUAAAUGUUGAGAAAAGCCAACGCGUUUCAUCCCUCAACGCGAGGUCAGCCGAGGCUCCCGAGUAUCCCAAGAAUCGUCGGGAUGCCGAUCUCCCUGAGAAAUCACAGGAUCACAUAAAACCGGAUCCGGCAGUUCGUUUUCUGAAAAAGCAUCCCCUCGUUAGGGACGUACUCAGGCGCACCAGCACAACACAAGACGAAAGAUCGGCGAAGGAACUCGUCGCGAGGCGGUGUAGGACUCGUUUCGUCGAUUCGCUGUUCGCGAACCGAUGUACCAAAAGGCGUGAGUACUGCCACGUUAACGCUGAACGAUACCGACCGAUACCGACCGACUGAUUAUUGUACUUAGAACGAACGAUCAGGAACGAAACAAUUAACGGCGAAGCGUUUUUUGGAAAACGUCAAUAACGAGUCGUGUCUACCGGAAGUUCUGGCAGACUGCUUUAAAGUUCGACACACUGAACCGUUUCUGUGCGUUUCCAUUCUCAAGCAAGAAUAUAAAAAUCGAUUACUUGCUAAAGCAGAAGAGAAAACGUCGUGCAUGUUUUACAAAGGUACAUGUGGACGCAACGCAGUAUAAAAGUGAUCGUUCGUCAGAAACGUUGCAACGUUUGUCGUGCAAACUUUCGACCGUCUCCGGACGAUUCAUCGUUCGCUAAACUCGAUUUAAAAAAAAAAAAAAAAAGAAACAGAAAGAAAAAUGUCCAUCAGGAGAGAGAAAAUUUCAAACUAAAAUCCUUGUAAAAAAAAAAAAGAAUCCCAACGGACGAGGGAGAUAUUCUUGAAAAAACAGGUUCCACCCUCAACGAAAAUAAGUGUGUAUGUGCAAGAGAAAGAGAGAGAGAGAGAGAGAGAGAGAGAGAGAGAAAGAUUUUAAUACAAUAUCAAAUAUCGUUUAACAAUCGAUCGGAAGAAACGUAAUCCAAAAGAACAUCGAAAAAAAAAAAUAGAUCGAGAGCGAAGAAAAAUCCUCUUAAUCAAAAGGGAUCGACAACCAGGGGAACGAAAAUCAAAAAGUUACGCAGAGAGUUAACGAAUAGUGAACGGGCUGGUGGUGUGCGAUUUCCACGGAAAUGGAAAUUCAACGAGUAGCGAAAACCCCCGAUGGCAGGGUGGGCGGGGGUGAGAGGUCGGAGGGACGGACUUGAGAGUUUAUGCCCCGUCCCCCUCCCUCUCACCCCUGCAGUCGAUCAAUGCGUGGACGGGUUUCACUUUCGCGGUGUUAAAGUGUUGCACCAUCACCGAUUAAGAGACAAGAAAAAAAACCAUUUUUCGCCUAUCACUGAAGGAUGGAGGCCAGCGAGUGGGAUCACGCGACCUUGAGGGAAGAGGAAUUCGAGCAGCAUGCCGUAUAUUUGGUACCGGAUGUGGCGGCAUCGCCAGGCGAUACCAAUCGUGCGGAGGCAUCCCUGCCAAGAAAUUUGGUGCUUAAACCUUCUCAGGCCCUCAACGAUGUUUUGGGAGUUUGGAGCACAAGUUACAUCCCCAAGGGGACACGGUUCGGUCCUCUUGUUGGACAAGUGUACACCAAGGAUUCGGUGCCGGCCGACGCGAACCGGAAGUACUUCUGGAGGGUGUACAAAAACAACGAGCUGUUCUAUUACAUCGACGGUUAUGACGUCCAGAAAUCAAAUUGGAUGCGUUACGUAAACCCGGCUUAUUCGUCCGAAUCGCAGAACCUAAUAGCAUGCCAGUAUAAGAUGAACAUUUAUUUUUACACAAUCAAGCCGAUACUACCGAACCAAGAGCUUCUGGUGUGGUAUUGCCGAGAGUUCGCAGAAAGGCUCAAUUACCCAUUAACGGGUGAACUAAUGCUUCAGAGAAUACGACAACAAGUACAACAAUCUACGUUACCAACGGAAAUUCCACCCACGGUGGACGUGGUGUCGCCACUGAAGGACUCGUCGAUUUACGAGCGACGCUCGCAAAUGACCCCGACGGACGGUUCCGUUAGAUCGGACGAAGGCUAUCAUUCGAAUGGUUAUCACGACGAGAUCCUCACGCCCCCGGAAGAAAGCAGCGAAUCGGACUCGGAGAACAAUUACGUGUUGGAUUUCAGCAAGAACGCGAAAACGUCGGUAUGCAACAACGAGGUGCUGAAACAGGACAAUGCAGUGGCGAAGAACGAGUACAGGAAGGUUAAGAUCAAGAUCACCAAGACCUACGGGAAUUUUCAAGCGUCGAAGAGCCUGGACGCCAACGGGAAGGACAAGGAUCAGGAAUUGCCGAGCAGGGCGGUGACCCCGGAACUACAGAAACCGUUGUCACCUAUAGUUCUUCAAAAGAACACCGUCCUGACGACGGUAACCGAAGACGAGAUCCCAGAGAAAAACCCGAAACCUUUCUACGAGUCCGAGGUGAAGGGUGCUUUGCCAGUUUCCGGCAGACCAGCCUAUCUCACCAGCCCGAGCAGCUCCAUCCUCGAGAAUAUCCUUCUCCGUAGCAGCACCGAUAACAACAACAACAGCCACAACCAUCACCAUAACGGCGCUCAGCAACACCACCAACACCAUCAGAUUCACCAUCAAACGCACGUCGACUCGGUCACGCCACCGCCAUCUAGCCCAACCGAGAUGGCGUACUCUUACAAAAAGUCUCACCGAUACGGCAACAUUCUGCCCUGCAGUCCCGACUCUAGCUCGAAUUUGCCCAUGCAGGCGGAUACCUGCGUCAACUCCACCACCAGCGGCAACAGCGCUCUACCGAUGCAAAGCCCUACGAGUAACCUGCACUCGAGCACAGGGAACCUUCACUCGAGUACGGGCAAUCUACACUCCAGCACCGGAUCCAGCAACAUUCUACAAUCUCAUCCAGGGAACAUCCAUUCGUCCAGCAAUUCCAACAAUCAUCACUCCAGCGCGAACGUUUUGUCGUCUAGCACGAUACUGACAUCUACCAGCAAUCUUCACUCCUCGACGACAUCCAGUAACUGUAUGCCCAAGAGGAAGACCAAGAGUCCGUCACCGUCUGCGAAUCCCACGGGCACAUCCACCACCCCAACGAUCCUGUACUCUAACUCCGCUGGAUGUCAAAUAGAAUCGAGUCCGGUGUAUCCUAGCUCGGCAGCGAACAGCAAUCAGAGCGUUUCGCCCAUUUCACCUAUUCAAUCGCCUUCGUCCUAUCCGUACGGCAUUUAUCAUCAGAACGGUUCGCUGCAUCACAACGUGGCACCGUUGUCCAUCAAUUGCACCGCCUACUCGCCGACGCCUAGCGGGAACGUAGUGUACGAGCGAGCCGACGGAAGAAGGCUGGAGACCGCCACGAGCAACCACCAAUUGCCCACUUCGUCGACCAUGCAAAUCGACAGUAACCAAACGUUAAUAGCUGGCACGCACAAUCUUCACCUGGGCCAUCACCCUGGCCUUACCAUUCACGCCAACUCGUCGUCACUCAACCGAUACUCGCCGGCGAGCUCUUUGUCACCGGACGAUCACGGUUGCUCGCAGAGUGGUUCGCUCAGUCCGAACUCGCAAGGAUCUAGGGGUUACAGGUCGCUGCCGUACCCACUGAAGAAGAAGGACGGGAAAAUGCAUUACGAGUGCAACGUCUGCUGCAAAACAUUCGGCCAGCUGUCGAAUCUCAAGGUACACCUGAGGACUCAUUCCGGCGAGAGACCGUUCAAGUGUAACGUUUGCACCAAGAGUUUCACUCAGCUGGCCCAUUUGCAGAAACAUCAUCUCGUGCAUACAGGCGAAAAACCACAUCAAUGCGAAAUCUGUAAGAAGAGGUUCAGCUCGACCUCAAACCUCAAGACCCACCUGAGACUGCACUCCGGACAAAAGCCGUACGCCUGUGACCUCUGUCCCGCGAAAUUCACUCAGUUCGUUCACCUCAAGUUGCACAAGAGGUUACACACGAACGAAAGGCCCUACACCUGUCAAGGUUGCGACAAGAAGUACAUUAGCGCGAGCGGUCUUAGGACGCAUUGGAAGACAACCAGUUGCAGGCCGAAUAAUAUCGAGGACGAGCUUGCCCUUGCCGCGGCCGUGGGUUCGCCGACGUAUUACGAAUACGGUCCGGACAUGAACGUCGGAAAUAUGCCGAAGGAAUGCGAGCUGGAGCACAUCGACAACUACGAGAGGCAUGGCGCCACGCACGGACCACACUCGACGUCUCUCCACAACCUGGAGAAUUCCGUAGGACGGCCAAGCGUCAUAGAGACCUCCCAGCCUCACAUAAUCGAGUGCACCUAAAAAUGGGGGUAUGAGCCCUUUCGCUCAAACGCAAAAUCCAGCCGUGGAAUAGUAAACGAGUUGCUCGCGACAGACGAAAACGAUGUUAACCUCGCGAGAUGGUAGUGAUGAACGAUAAGCUCGUUCGUGCUUCCCCUUCGGCAGCGGGUCGCAGGAACGGAUGGAAUUUUCGAAUUUGUGCUUUUCUUCAUUUCGUUCGUCGUUUAGCAGCGUGUAAGAAGAAUGUAUAAUAAGUGAGACAGAGACGGUCGGGUGCGGGGGUAAAAAGAGAAAGAAAAUCGCGUCGUGGAACGCGAUCGAAGAAAACGAUGAAGAAUGAGAUUACAAAAUGGCAACAAGUAAUUCGAGAUUAUUAAACGUUGUUGCUUGGUUAUUGUUAACGCGAAGGAAUUCAAAGCUUUUAGUAGAUAUACUUCUUAAAGGCUGGUUACUUUUUACGUACCGUUAAUCGUAACACGGACUAGUUCGAUUUCUCUGAACAGAGAGGGUGGACAGAAUCGACGAGAUUCCAGCUACGAGCAUACAAAGUUCCUUCCUUGUAAAUACUCGUUUCUAUAUUUUUUCUAUGGUAGCGCCACCAACGAAUACGAAUCUAAAGCGUGAAACAAAUGAACAAGAGGGACGAAAUUGAACGAAUAGGAUUAAAAAUUAUGUCUCGAGUCGUCACGCACGCUGCCCGUAUUUUCCGGAUAGAAUCGAGAGAGAAAGGCGAGAGUACCAAAAGUCGUUCGAGCUUCUCGAUUAUCUUUCCACGGUCUAUCCUAAAACGAUGCUUAGAAAAGGUACCGUACUAACGCGGUACACCGUGCCGUUACUUUUCUAUACUUUUUCUAUAUACAAAAAUCGCUAUGAAAAGAGAAUACUUCCGCAAAUACUUCCAACGACUUCGGCUAAGCGACAAAACCCUAUUCUACCAAACUGCAACGCGCGUUCGCGCGCCAAGAACGUAGUUUAUACUCUUUUUUAUUGUGAAAACGUCAAACGCUAUAACUUUGAAUACCUAGGACGAUCAAAGCGUGUUCGAAUCAAAUUUCUCCCAAUUUUUCUCGUGUCCGAUGAAGCCACGAGAAAUCUAUUAGAUUUAGAACACAUUUGCAACCAAAAGAAAAAAAAAAAAAAAAAGAGAGAGAGAAGAACGAGUAACUGUAUCUCCUUCCUCCUCGCGAUAUCACGGUACCAUUUUCUACGCGUUCGAGCUUAGGCGGUUGAAAGUGAAAGAUGACGGAUUUUGUCGGCAUCCGUCAGCACAUUCGCGGGGGAAAAAAAAAAAAAAAGGAGCGCGCGAGGAACGAAAGCGAAAGAACAACGCGAUAAUCGAACAACCAGUGACGACACGACUGCAACUAUACGAGACCUGUACCUGUAUAUACUAACAUUACUAUUAAUUAUUCGAUAAUUUAAAAAGGUAAUAUAAUAUAAGGAACUCUAAUUUAUGAAUACCUUUAUAUAUGUAUAUUUAAAAAUCGUCGUCGGUUGGCGAGAAGCACGGUAGGCUGCGCUCCACGAUAAUACUUUUAAUAGGAGGGAACCUUUUCAGAAAUUAGAUAAUUUAUUACACGCGUACUGUAAUAACAUUAAAACACGAAAAAAAAAAGCUUUCGGUGAUCGAGUAUCUAUAUCUAUAUUUAUACACAUUCAUAUAAAUAACAUAUACAUAUAUAUAAAUAUAUAUAUAUACAUAUAUAUAUAUAUUUUUUAGGCAUCCUUUUGUCGUGGAAUUUUCGAAACGGAAAGCAUAGUCUCUCAGUCCACGUAAACAAAUCUUUUUCUUCUUUUCUUCGUUCUUUCCCAGUUUUAUCCUUUUUUUUUCUUUCUUUCUUUCAUUCUUUUCACGACGCUAUUCUUCUCGUUUAGAUCGAUCGAUUUUUCGAACUGCAUGAUUUCUUUUUUCUACCGUUGAUCGUAAUCACCGAUGUGACAAGACGACAAAUUCUGAAUCGUCGAUUUUUAAUCAUCGUCACACGGUUGAUCGUGAGACACUGAGAAACGUCUUAUCGCGAUCGCGCACAAAACUUGUUUACCCAUCGUGAUACAACGCGAUUGAGAAAGCUGAUUAAUUUUCGUGUCGUUGAAAAGCAUACGGAGAAUCGGUACGGAGAAACAUGCGCGCUGGAAACGCAGUAUUCAGAAGAAAAGGCAUUAAUUCGUUAAGUUAUUUCCGGAGGAAGGCGGUCGACUCGCAGUGUCCGGUGUACAAAAUACUUCUAUUCGUCGUCGGGGCGAAGACUCGGGCGUGAUUUUCAUUGGGAACAAGUCGAAAGCGCACAUUAACACGGGAACAUCGGGUCGAGAAAUUCGCAGAAAAUCGUAUAAUCACGCGAGAGAGAGGAAAAUCUAGUCAAAAAAAAGAAAAGAGAACUAACACACAGCUGCGUCUCGUGGGUAAUUUUUCGUGUAAUAAUUACAAGAUCCGCCCGAGCCUUUCCUCGAAUACUUCGGUUCGCGCUUCGAUUUAAUGUAAACGUUUAGCACGUAAAGAAUUGUAUCUUUCUAGAUGUACGUAAAAGUUACUCGGAUUACUCGGAAAUUUGUGACACCGUUUUUAGGGAACGUAAUUGGCAAAGCUACGAUAAGUCUCUUUUUUUUUCCUUCUUUUUUUUUUUUUUUUUUUUUUUUGAGAAACGAGAAAGCAAAUAAUAUUAAUAAUAAUCAAUAAUCAGUCAUUAAUAAUAAUAGUAAUAAUAAUACUGAUCACCAGGUCGAUCGUUCGAGAAAUUCAUUGUCGAACGAUCGGCCGAAAGGAAUUUGCCGGUGAUGGAACUCGAACGUAUUAAUCAGACAACGGUGACAAUGGCCGUUAACCCUUCUUCUUUCCCUUUCGUUUUCUAUUUCGUAUCUUCCACUUUGGUUUUUGCAGAAAAAUUUCGUCACUCGUACUUCCAUUAACUUUUUAAGUGCCGAAUCGUCGACAGUCGAAAAUCAGUGAGAAAGCGCAGCCUACCAUUAGAUACGAAAACGAUAAAAAGAAAAAAAAAAAAAAAAAACAGUCGCGGUCGAUCGGUGAUUCACGUGGCUCCGGAAUCUCCGGAGUUUGGAGGUACGAGCGAAAAAAAAAAAAAAAUACGGAGUGACGCUGGAAUCGCCGAUCGAUAACGACAGCACAUUACGAUGUAUCGCAGACUGAUAUACGCACGAUUAUCAAUCGUUUAUAAAAAAGAAAAAAGAAAAAAAAAACAUUCUAAAGAAGGUACGUGCAUCGCGAUACGGCUCCAAGGGCGAGAGAUUCUGGUUAAACAGAAAGAUAAAAGAAACAAAUGGCAAGAAACAAUGAACAAUUAAAAACAUUCCGAACUUCCUUUCUUCUAAUGCUUCAGUUUCGAAAAUUGAAAAGUUCGCGUCGAUUAAUCAACGCGCGAACGAUCAACCUACAGAAAUCCAAAGGUUUCGCGUCCACUAAUUGCGAUCUAUCCAUCGUCUAUCCGUUUUUUAAAUAGCUUGGAACGUGACAAGUUCUAUGGUUCCUGCAAAUAUCAUGGUGCUCGUCGUAAGAUUUUUGAAACUGAUUGUUUAGUUCGUUUCUUCCGUUUCGCUAUCCCCUUUUGUCGGAAAGCUCCUCUUGAACUCAUAGACUCUUCAGAUAACGAUACUUCGAUGCGUCGUAAAUUUAAGCUUUAUUGCUGCUAAAGCAGCUUUAACCCGGGAUUACCCAUCUGGGGGUCCAGCGCAGGUACAUCCCGGCGACUAGACCCUCACCACGUGGGUAAUCCCGGGUUAAGGUUAAUUUUAUUUCGGCGAAUCUCUCCGUUCACACGUAUCCCGGGGGAAGACAGAAACGAGAAAAGAGAGAAAAAAAAAACAAAAAAGCGAAAAGAAAAAACAAAAAAAAAAAGAGGGAAAAACAAUGGAGGAAAACGGUACGAUUCGCAAGGCCUUUACGCUGAUUUCUGCAAACAUGUUAACAGGCAAUGUGGAAUACUCGGGCAUUCUACCGAAUGCCUAAGGCCGAAUGAAAAUUCUCUGUGUAUACGCUGUACCAGCGAUCUAUCUAAUCGGUUAAUCAAGACACGCGCAGGACGCUGAUAACUACUUUGAUAGCGUCAAAAUCGUAGGAGAAACACACGACUGAUCGAUUCUACGAUGUUGACUUUCGAUAAUAAAUUUAGGCCUGCAUCUUCUAUGCCGCGAAAACGACACUGGGAACGACGACAACCUACAUACAGAUAGAACAUUCUACAUUCGUUCGACACGACGCUUACUCAUUUCAUGCUCAUCAAACAUAGCAGAUGUACAUUCCAAUCAUUUAUUUUAAUACUUUUUCGAACUACGUGUUACUCCGUUAAACGCUGUUUAUCGAAAAAUCGGGAUUACUAACGUAACAACGCUAUCCAGUGAUCAUACUGGUUAUGAUUAUACGAAACGCAAUGAAUCCUAAAGAGACAGCCAACACAAUCCAACUCCAUCGAUCGUAAAAGUGUUGAUUACCGAAUCGAUCAACGUCAGGUAUAUUUUUUUACAUGCUCGAUAUACGUAUAACGUUGGAUAAAUUCGGCAGAUGGUUUCCAGUGACGUUUUGACGAUUGUCAUUCCGUAUAUUGCCUCGAUUUCCUACCUUGCCUGCAUUAAACGCACUAUUAUAAAUAACGAGGUGAAACGAUGAAAGAAAGAGAAAGAAAGGGAAACAGAGUGAAAGAAUAACGAACGAAUGGACGAACGAACGAACGACGAAUGACCGAACGAAUCGGAAGAGCGAAAGACAGGGAGAGAAUGGAGGAGCGAAAGUGAAAGAGAAAUAAACCUAGGGUAUAAGAUUUAAAUUGCGAAAAAAAAAGGAAAUAAAGACAGAAAACGAAAAAAACGGUGUAGAGAAUGGAAUUAAGAAGAUCGUGUAAAUACGCUGAAAGUAGAUAAACGAAGGAAUCAAGCGACUAACCGCCUCGACAACAGACAAGCAAUAUUUAGUUCUUACCAUCUCGUAAUAAUUAAACGAUAACUCCAACUGUACUGUACACACGUGUACACACUCGUACAUAUUUAAACGACUAUAAAUUAAAUGUUAAUUAUCCUUACACUUCGUAUAUAGUAAAUUGUUACGCAUUUAUCAUUACAAUUAUUGAAUAGGUAAUGCUCAAUUAGCAUUUGUUUCUUAAAAUAAAGAAUAAAUAUAUGGCUGUUGGAUAUUUA